Molecule: messenger RNA, 5364 nt
Organism: Menidia menidia (Atlantic silverside)
Lineage: Eukaryota; Metazoa; Chordata; Actinopteri; Atheriniformes; Atherinopsidae
Source: the annotation of a GenBank genome assembly
ACAGAUUGGAGCGGACGCAAAGUAAAUCUGGCGCUCUUCUGUUUCUCAAAUAGAAAGAAUACAAACGGAUAUUUCCUCAGGGACUAGGCUACACCCUCCUCAGACAAGAAAACGAUCAAGGAGUGUGGAAAACGGAACGAUACGGAUUAAUCGCAGUGCAGUUCAUUGCGCAGCCUUGGAGUGAGAUGACCAGUGACGGGAUCAGAUUAUAAAGGGAAUUUCUCCAACUUAUUAUGCCUUCAAUGUUUGUAUCAAACGCCAGCCUGGAAAACUGACUGAGAAUGAAGGUGUGGAAGGUGUGGCAGCAGGUGCUGUGCGUCCUGCCGCUGUGCGCCCUCCAACUCUGCAGCGCAGAGACUCAAGAAGUGGUGGUUUGCUCCGGCACCCAGAACGUUCUGAGUACAACUGGAAAUUCAGAGAUCCAAUACAACCUGAUGAGGAAGAUGUACAAUAGUUGUGACAUCGUGAUGGGCAACCUUGAGAUUACCAUGAUGGAGCACACCAGAGAUUUCAGCUUUCUGCAGUCCAUUAAGGAGGUGACAGGUUACAUUCUGUUUGCCCUCAACGAGUUCACCCGCCUCCCUCUAGACAACCUGCGCGUCAUUAGAGGCACUACUUUGUAUGAGAACCGCUAUGCCUUGGCUGUGAUGGUCAACUACCAGAAAGAUGGACAACAUGGCCUUGAAGAGCUGGGUCUGACACACCUUACAGAGAUUCUUGAGGGAGGCGUCAAAAUCAUCCAGAAUAAGUACCUGAGCUACGCACCGCUGAUGAAUUGGCAGGAUAUCGUGAAGGAUGGAACACCUGACAUAGUGAUCGAAGGCAAUGGGCCUGAAAAGACUUGCCACGAAGCAUGUGGAGACCUGCCAUGUUGGGGACCAGGAAAUGACACAUGCCAGAUCUUGACAAAGACCGUGUGCGCCCCUCAGUGUAGCAGCCGGUGCUUUGGUAGAAACCCGAAUGAGUGUUGCCACAGUGAGUGUGCGGGAGGCUGCACAGGACCCCUUGAUACUGAUUGCUUUGCUUGCAAGAACUUCAACAACUCAGGCUCAUGUGUGCCUCAGUGUCCCCAAACUCUAAUCUAUAACAAGCAUGCCUUCAAAAUGGAGCCCAAUCCCAAUGCCAAGUACCAGUAUGGCUCCAUUUGUGUGGCCCAGUGCCCCACAAAAUUUUUGGUGGACGACAGCUCAUGUGUAAGCAACUGUCCGCCGCACAAAAUGGAAGUGGAAAGAAACGGGGUAAAGCGUUGUGAGCCCUGUGGAGGCCUCUGCCCAAAAGCAUGUCGCGGUACAGGAAGUCAGAACAGACAAACUGUUGAUUCCAGCAACAUAGACAGUUUUGUAAACUGCACCAAGAUCCAGGGAAGUCUGCAUUUCCUGGUAACAGGAAUAACAGGUGAUGAUUACAACAACAUACCAGCCCUCGAUCCAGAGAAACUCAAAAUCUUCAACACUGUGCGGGAGAUCACAGACAUUCUCAGUAUCCAGUCAUGGCCUGAAAGCUUGUCGGACCUGUCUGUCUUUUCCAACCUCCAAACGAUUCAGGGCAGAACACUUUACAAGGGAGUGAGCUCGAAAAGAGGUUACUCGCUGUUAGUGAUGAGGAUCCAAUCUCUCACCUCCCUCGGCCUGCGCUCCCUUCGGAAAAUCAAUGACGGCAACGUCUACAUCACAGGAAACAACAAACUCUGCUACUAUUCUUCAGUGAACUGGACUCGCAUCGUGAACAGCAACUCCCGUCAACAGAGGCGCCCGAACAUUGAUAUGAAGAACAACCGACCCACAGAUGAGUGCAUCAAAGAGGGCCAUGUGUGUGACCCCCUGUGCUCCUCUGAUGGCUGCUGGGGUCCUGGACCAGAUCAGUGUGUUUCCUGUAAGAAGUUCAGCAGGGGAGGGACAUGUGUGCCAGACUGCAUGUUCUUUACUGGGGAGAGGAGGGAGUUUGCUACUCAAUCAGGGGAGUGCAUGCCCUGUCAUGCUGAGUGCAAGGUCCAGGAGGGCAAACAGACCUGCAGGGGCCCGGGAGCAGAUCAGUGUGUAGCAUGUAAAAGCCUGAAGGACGGUCCCCAUUGUGUUUCCUCAUGCCCUGAGGGUGUGAUGGGUGGAGAAGGUGUCAUCUUUAAAUAUCCCAACAAGCAAGGCCACUGUGAGCCAUGCCACAUCAACUGCACCCAAGGGUGCAGUGGCCCUAGGAUUGGAGACUGUGAGGGAAUGCCUUCCCCAUACCUUUCAGGACAAGCGACAACAGCCAUUGUACUGGGAGUGAUUGCCAUCCUCUUUGCCUCAUUCUCCAUUUUUGUUCUGACUGUCCUGUACCGCCGAGGUCUCGCCAUCCGACGUAAGCGAGCUAUGAGGAGAUACAUGGAGAGUGGAGAAAAUUUUGAAACUCUAGAAGAUAAAGAGAAGGUCAACGCUCGGAUCCUGAAGCCCACAGAUAUACGUAAAAUCAAGCUGUUGGGUAACGGAGUCUUUGGAUCUGUCCAUCAGGGCAUAUGGAUUCCUGAGGGUGACACAGUUAAGCUGCCUGUUGCCAUAAAGACGAUACAUGAUCGCACUGGCCGACAAAGCUUCUGUCAGCUAACAGAUCACAUGACGGCAAUGGGAAGCCUGAAUCACAUCAAUGUCGUCAGGACGCUGGGUAUCUGCCCCGGUGACAGUCUGCAGCUUGUUACACGGCUCAGCAAUCAGGGCUCCCUGCUGGACCACGUCAGCCACAACAAGAACAAGCUCAGCCCUCAGAGGCUGCUCAACUGGUGUGUCCAAAUUGCAAAGGGUAUGAAUUAUCUGGAAGAAAACAAGAUAGUCCACAGAAACCUGGCAGCCAGAAAUGUGCUCCUGAACAAUAACUACACAGCCCAGGUAUCAGACUACGGCAUUGCGGACCUACUCUAUCCUGAUGACAAGAAGUACUUCUACAAUGAAGUCAAGACACCAAUCAGGUGGAUGGCCUUGGAGAGCAUCCUGUUCCGACGAUACACGCAUCAGAGUGAUGUGUGGAGUUAUGGUGUGACAAUAUGGGAGAUGAUGUCUUAUGGGGCAGAACCAUACUCAACGAUGAGUCCACAGAAGGUUCCCGAUCUGCUGGAAAAGGGCGAGCGUCUAUCCCAGCCUCAUAUUUGCACUAUCGAUGUCUACAUGGUCAUGGUCAAGUGCUGGAUGAUUGAUGAGAACGUCCGUCCAACAUUUAAGGAGCUAGCCAGUGAAUUUACCAAAAUGGCCAGAGACCCGCCUCGUUACCUAGUGAUCAAAGAGGACUGCAGCCAACAGGACUUGGCCCCGGACGAAGCUGCCCAGCGAAGUGCAGACCUGGAUGAUCUGGAUGAUCUAGAUAUCGAUCUGGAGGACCUGGGAGCAGAGGAUGCUGUGGAUGGCAUGCCUCUAGCCUCUACCUAUGUGUCCAGGAGUCUGAGCCGUAGCUCAAGGAUGGAGAGUCACAGAGUGGUUCUCAAACCAUCCAGUGGUGCUGGGUACUUGCCUAUGACCCCAGGUUUUGACAGUAUUGGGCAGCCUCCGUGGCAAUCACGUUCUCGGCUAAACUCGGCUCGCACUCAGUCUGAGAGCUCAGAGGGCUGCGGCCCAGCAGUGGAGCUGGAGAUGUGUGAGGACUUCCCUCUGACAGGAAGCCUGAAAAGAAGACGUCACAGGGAGGACAGUGCUUAUGUGUCACAGAGGGACAGCAUGUCAGGGGGACCUCCAGACACUCCUUCCCCUGAGAUGGAGGAAGAGGACCAGAACGGAUAUGUGCUUCCAGGUGAUAGCCUAGAACGAGAUCAUCUGGAUUUCUCUUCUCGGGCCAGAAUUGGAAAGUCUCAUUCAUCGGCUGUCUUGAAUGACCUAGAUGAUGUAGAAUACGAGUACAUGAACAAGCAGACAUGUGAAACACCAGUUUCACCGAGGCACAAUGGCCAGAGGCCAAAGUCAAACAAGAAACGGUCAUCUUCUGUGUCAUCACAAGCCACAGCAUGCUCCUCACUGUCCGCAGAGUGCAGAGGGCACAACAGAAGCAAGGACUGUUCUGAGUCAGAGCUGCAGGUAUCCAGUGAAGUCAAAUAUGAAUACAUGGAUAUCAGGGGCAAUGGGAAUGAGGAAAAUCCUGCCAUGCAUGACCUAACUCAAGCAGCAUUAAAGAUGAUAGGAAAGGUUGAGGAAGCGGAGGAUUAUUAUGUGGAAGAUGGCAACUAUCAUUACACAAACAGUCAGCCAAAGCUGCGACAAGCUCUUCAAAACAAGAAGGAGGCCAAAAUCCAGGGGAGAGAUGAUGGUGAGGCAUAUGAAUACGAGGACAUGGACUGCUUUGCUGCCCCACCACCUGCAGACGCAGGCGUGUACCAAAACAUGCAGAGAGAGAGGGAGGGAGCAGCUUGUGCAACAGGAGCAUGCCCAUCGGGGUUCAACCCACAAAUGAGCGUUCGAGCUGGAGCAGGGCAACCUGCUGCUGGUGACAGAUCUUUUGACAAUCCAGGCUACUGGAGCAGCAGGCUGUUCUUAAAGCCCAAUGCAGUGCCCACAUGAAGAACAUUUUCAAUCUUAUCUCAGGGACGCAGUCAUGAAGGACCUAAUAUAUGAAAUACAAUUGAGAGCCAAGUGAUGUAGCCUAUUACUUUUUUUCCUAAUUCUUUUAUAAACUGUACAUACCUUUACUAUUUUGUAAAGAAGCCCAUUCUUGACAGUGUAAUGAGGAAAAAUCCUGGAAACGUUUAAAAAAAAUAGCAAUAGAAAUAUUUUCAGAAUAAUGACUUUAAUACCACUUUCUAUCAUUGUUUCUUGAAGAGAAUAAAUUAUUUUUGGUCUUCUCAACCUUUGCCAUGUGUUAAAGACGAUAUAUGACACCCUCAUGAAGCUUGUAAAUGCUUUACCAGUUUCUCAGAGGAGCAUAAAACAUAAAGAGAUUGGUAUUGUGCUCAGCUUAGUCGUAGGCCUAAGUCAGUAUGUGGAAGAAGAUGUUUUAAAACAUUUUGAGCAGCUAAUUAUCUUGAGAAAGACUGGACUGACAACACCUACUGGAUCUGUUUUUCAUAUUACAUUUGGAAGAAAUGGGCUUCCAUAAAAAUGUAAAGGUUGAUGUUAAGCCUUGAAUUUAGGCAAAUGAUUUGGGGCAUUUCAGGAAGUAAUUGCACUGAAUGUUAAGAACACUAACAGAAAAGAACAGAAUACAAGCUAUAUUUUUCCUGUUUACAUAUUGAUAAGAUUGAAUAUUUUUCAGAACAAAUUAAUUUUCUGGGGAUUUGUAAAUAUGUUUUGAUACAUCUUUAAAUGGUAUAAAAGAAAUGUACUACUAAAUAAAAAUGUUUUUAAUGUUUGGAAUGUUAUGUAAAUUCUAUUUUAAAGGGACAUUGUGUACUAUCUUAAGUAUUUCAUUAGCUAA